CUUCGCUACUGCUAACUGAACUGCGGACCAGCAGAGAGGCUGUUCUUGGCUUCUUUCUAGUAGGUGUAAGUUUGUAGUGCUCCGCUAACACGGAGGCCUUUCGCUGAACAUAUUAGCGACCACUGCUACUAUAGCUAAGAUAAACUGCUCCCGUCUGAGAGUCAUUUGAAGUUACUGUUAGCUAGUUGCGUCGUUUGCCAGCUAACUAAGUUAGCUAGGCUUAUUGGUUUUCGACAUCAGUUUCAAAACAAAACCCGCAGAACCGAGAAACGGAGACCCAGCUGUCACGUUCAGACUAACUUUUUAUGAGAAAGUCUAAUGGUUUCAUAUUGCAAAAGAAAAGUUUCAAUAUCAAGCUCCAUUUUUACAUGUUUUGCAUGUGCAGGUAAUGAGUUAUCAUUGUUUCGCUGACGUUUAGGCUCAUAAUUUCAAGAAGUAUCUGCGGGUUUGGCCGUGACGCCGUGAAACAGAUAAGCUAAUCAAGCCGUUAACCUUGAGCUGUCGAGAAAAUCAGAGUCAGGCUUUCUGGAGACUUGGAAAAAUCAAUGUCCGAGAAGAGUUCAUCGUCCGGUUCAGAUGAGGAUGUGGACCCGGAAUCCGGACAGCCUGUGGAGUUUGGAGGAGUUUUAAGCAAAUGGACGAAUUAUAUACACGGCUGGCAGGACCGAUGGGUUGUGCUGAAAAACAAUACUCUAAGUUACUACAAGUCGGAGGAUGAACGGGAGUAUGGCUGCAGAGGUUCCCUGUGCCUUAGUAAGGCUGUUAUCACACCUCACGAGUUUGACGAGUGCCGUUUUGACAUCAGUGUGAAUGACAGCGUUUGGUACCUCCGAGCAGAGGAUCCCGAGCACAGACUGCAUUGGAUCGAGUCCAUAGAGCUGCAUAAGGCUGAGUCUGGAUAUGGUUCAGAAACCAGUUUGAGGCGUCAUGGUUCCAUGUUGUCUCUCACCUCAGCUGCCAGUGCCUUGUCUUCCGCAUCCACGUCCUCCUUCAAGAAGGGCCACAGGCUUCGUGAGAAGCUGGCAGAAAUGGAAACCUUCCGGGACAUUCUGUGCCGACAGGUGGACACCCUUCAGAAGUAUUUUGACUCCUGUGCAGAUGCAGUUUCCAAAGAUGAAUUUCAGAGAGACAGAGAGGAGGAUGAAGAUGAGUUUCUUACACCUACUAGACCAGAUGGUGAACACAACCACAACAACAAUGGCAGCAAAGAGAAACUGUUUUCUCCCGCCAGUCCCAAAGGUAUCAAUGGGAUAGACUUUAAAGGAGAAGCCAUCACCUUUAAGGCCACCACAGCUGGCAUCCUCUCCACUCUGUCCCACUGUAUCGAGCUGAUGGUUAAACGAGAAGACAGCUGGCAGAAAAGGCUGGACAAGGAGAUGGAGAAGAGGAGGAGGGUAGAAGAUGCUUACAAGUCUGCAAUGAACGAACUGAAGAAGAAGUCCCACUAUGGAGGCCCAGACUAUGAGGAGGGGCCAAACAGUUUGAUCAAUGAGGAUGAGUUCUUCGACGCGGUGGAGGCUGAGCUAGACCGGCAAGAUAAAAUAGAAGAACAGAGCCACUCUGAGAAAGUCAGGACGCCACGGCCAACUCCGGUUUCUCCUGCUGAUGUCUUUUCUGCCAUCGGUACUCACCGAUUUGCCAACAAGCCUGGUAGCUAUUCCUCAUCCGUAUCCUCAGUUGAGCUAUUCAGCGCCUCUGAUGACGUUCACAGAUUCAGCUUUCAGGUGGAGGAGAUGGUGCAGAAUCAUAUGACUUAUUCUCUUCAGGACAUGGGUGGAGAUGCCAACUGGCAGCUGGUAAUAGAAGAAGGGGAGAUGAAGGUUUACAGGAGGGAAGUGGAGGAGAACGGCAUCGUCCUGGAUCCUCUCAAAGCCACUCACGCCGUCAAAGGCGUAACGGGACACGAGGUCUGCCACUACUUUUGGGACACAGCGGUCAGGAAUGAUUGGGAAACCACCAUUGAAAACUUCAACGUUGUGGAAACACUUUCCGAUAAUGCCAUCAUUGUUUACCAAACGCACAAGAGAGUGUGGCCUGCUUCUCAGAGGGACGUUCUCUAUCUGUCAGCCAUCAGGAAGAUUCUGGCAACAAACGAAAACGAUCCCGACACAUGGCUAGUGUGCAAUUUCUCUGUCGACCAUGACGGUGCUCCACCCACAAACCGGUGUGUCCGUGCCAAAAUCAAUGUGGCCAUGAUCUGCCAAACUCUGGUCAGCCCACCAGAGGGCGAUAAAGAGAUAAGCAGAGACAACAUCCUCUGUAAGAUCACAUAUGUUGCCAAUGUAAACCCUGGAGGCUGGGCUCCAGCUUCAGUCCUGAGAGCCGUAGCCAAGAGAGAGUAUCCCAAGUUCCUCAAACGCUUCACCUCCUACGUUCAGGAAAAAACAGCUGGGAACCCCAUUCUCUUCUGAACACUAAGAGUUUUAUUUCUCCUAAUCCUGUCAGGCUUGUCCAUCAUAGAUAUGAUGCUCUUCAAUCAACAAACUGUCAGAAAGCACAAGGCUCCCCUUCUUUUUAUUUACACAACAACUCCUAGCAGGACUGCAUAUGAUCAGGACGUCCCGCAGGAAGAUGAGGGCACUAACACCAAUCCCUCAUCCUACUGGCUGCUGCCGUCUGGUGGCCAUGAAAGUGCAUUUAAACUCAGUUCAAGAGUUUUUGAAAGAUUAUCAAUUAGUUGUGCUUUUCUUUCUUCUUUUUUUGUAAAUUGUUUUGUACAUUUCUUAUGAUUCCCUCUAUCUGGACGUUUUUUUGGGUGUGCUAUAAUCACUAGUAUUACAGCUGCUUGUUCUGCUGCUGCUGCUAAAGGAAAGCACCACGGCAGAGGAGUGUGGAUGCUCCCAGGAGCAGCGGCCCCCCUGUUCUUGCCUUGUCCUGUCCUUCUUUUGACAACUCUUUAUUGUUCGAUGGGGGGUCAGAGCCUACAGCUUUGAAAUCUUUAUAUUUCUAAAUUGUUAUAAACUAGUUUUCAGAGAGCACAUAGACACAAUGUAUUGUACAGAGAGUAACUUUUCAGUUAGUUUACCAACAUGACAAAUGUGAAUUGACUGUUAAACGCUUGAAUCUGAUGACAGUAAUGAGCUGAGGCGAUGGGAGAGUGAGAGAUUUUGAUUAUUAACUUUUCUUGGACCAUUUUUAAAAAAAAAAAAAAAAAA
This is a messenger RNA of Cyprinodon variegatus (sheepshead minnow), 3155 nucleotides long. It is a transcript of the gene cert1, whose product is annotated as collagen, type IV, alpha 3 (Goodpasture antigen) binding protein. Gene Ontology annotation, molecular function: phosphatidylinositol-4-phosphate binding. Lineage: Eukaryota; Metazoa; Chordata; Actinopteri; Cyprinodontiformes; Cyprinodontidae. The transcript has 18 exons. Gene Ontology annotation, cellular component: Golgi apparatus. Bases 546 to 2411 code for a protein of 621 amino acids. The record is from RefSeq and is a predicted model, not a curated record. Gene Ontology annotation, biological process: ER to Golgi ceramide transport.